CCACGGUUGGCCACCUCCCACCACCAGACGCGUCGUUAGCGGCGCAUUUCUUUGCCAUGGAUCCCCGUCGUGGGUCUGUUAUGCAUUCCCUUGAACCUACAGCAGGACGGUCUGGAAUCCCUCUUCCAUCAACAGCUAAUAAGCCUACCCCCAACCUACGUGCAUCUCUUGCCGGCGGGCCAGCUCGAACUCCAUUCACCUCUCAUUAUGGAUCCCGGCCAAAUAAUAGGCAAUCUAUAUUCCAACCGCAGAAUCCUCUUCUACAAAGUGCGUCAAAACUAUUACCGAACCUGGGUAAGACGCCUUUGAACAACAGCGUUCGCCGUACGUCGGUAUGGCCUGCUGGAGCUCUUGGCGGGGCUCCAUCAAAUAACCAAACAACGAAAGAUACUCGUCCUCUUCGCGACAAGGCCUACCAAGCCAAGAUGCGCCAUGAUAUACUAGACUUCUUCCAGAAUGCGGGUCACGAGACAAUUACAAUGAACACGUUGAUCAAUAUCCAAGGGAAGGACUUUCGGGCUAUCUUUGACUACCUAGUUCUUUCCUUAGACGCGUCGUAUCCCUUGAACCCCAAGGCUUCGAUACAAGAGCAGUUUAUACCAGCCCUCAAGUAUCUGAAAUACCCUUAUGUAUCCCAAAUUGAUAACAAGUGGCUGGCCGCACCCGCCAGCAUGCACUCGUGGCCAUCUCUUCUAGGUAUUCUCCAUUGGUUGGUGCAACUAUGUCAAAUGCGGAACCAUUAUCUAGCGAGUGGACAUCCCACUCUUCAAAUAAGCACAGAUAUACCCGAUGAAUUCGACGACCCAAUGGAUCACACUGCACUUGCGUACGAUUUCGCCGAGCAAGCCUAUUCCCUUUGGCUCGAUAGCAGCGACGAAGACAGCAGGGACUUGAUGGUUGAGCCCAAGCAGGCUUUGGAAGAACGCUACGCGAAAAAGAAUGAGCGGGUACAACAUGAUCUGGAGCAACUGAGAAAGCAGCUGGACGAUGCGACGAUCGAAUACGACAAACUGAAAAGCUCCGCUGCCCCAAUCGCGAAAGCCCAAGAUGAAAAUGGCUUGUUGAAGGGUGACAACGAGAAAUUUCAGAAGAUCCUUCAGCUUUAUGAGGUUAAGAAGAAGAAAUUGAUUGACUUCAUUGCUCAAGAGAAGACAGAGCUUGCAAGAAAAGAUGAAAGCUUGACCCAGAUGAAAUUGGAGCAGGAGAGGCUUUCAGAUAUUGUCAAGACGCAAAAUUUGUCUCCCGAGGAAGUCAGUCGCAUGACAACGGAGCACGAAACGCUCUCCAGGAAUUUAGAAGACCUCAGACAAAAGAUCGCCGAGACUCAUCGGACUGUUUUGAAUUUAGAGGUCAACGUCACGAAUCGGGCUGCUGCUACAGAGGAGGCUCUGGAUGCAUAUAUCAAUUUACUCUCCUCUUUGGAGCUUCUUCCGCCUCUACCGCCGCCUUUUGAAGGUGUCGAUCUCAUGCUGGAGCUGAACACCGCCGCUUCCAAUCCUCAUCAGCUUUUAAAGGGCGCCGAGAUCAGGAGGGUCAUUAGGCCUACCCUCAACAAUAUUGCGGAAUCCAAGAGAUCCGAGCGCGCAUCUGUUGAGAGCGAGAGGAUCAAGGUUGAUAAUGAGUUGGACCAACUCAUGGCAGAAUGUGAGAAUCUUGACCUCGAGACAACCGAAGUAGAGAAGAAAGUCGUUAGCCUUCAUGAACAAGCAGAGGAAUUGAGAGACGCCGCGCAACAAGAAGCACUCGUUGCCAGCAAUGAAGCAACACGAGUGGAACGAGAACUUGCCCACGCUAGAACGGCUGCUUUGGCCAAUGGCAUGGGUGUCAACACACGACUGACCGGCUUACAAUUCAAAUAUCAAGAACAGGUGGAGAAAGUCUCUCGACUGAAAGAGGCAACUGUGCGUGCUAUCAUCAAGAACAGUAAUGAUAUUGCCAUGUUCAAGAGCGAAGUUUCGCGGCAUUUAGUUGAUUUGCGGGAGUUCGUGGACACAUCUCAGAGUUAAUGCAGGCCUUACUUGUGGUUGUGGGCAGUAUCUAAGUUAUUGGUCUUGUAUUAUUUCUUGUAUUUCCAUGGAUGUCAAAAGCGGAGUUGAUGGCUAACCGGUAUCAGAUGGAGAUCCUGAACCUCGGUG
Desarmillaria tabescens is the source of this 2135-nucleotide messenger RNA. Its product is annotated as HEC/Ndc80p family-domain-containing protein. The record is from RefSeq and is a predicted model, not a curated record. The transcript is spliced from 8 exons. The coding region runs from base 57 to 2006 and encodes 649 amino acids. Gene Ontology annotation, biological process: attachment of mitotic spindle microtubules to kinetochore. Lineage: Eukaryota; Fungi; Basidiomycota; Agaricomycetes; Agaricales; Physalacriaceae. Gene Ontology annotation, cellular component: Ndc80 complex.